Messenger RNA from Xenopus tropicalis (tropical clawed frog), 1744 nucleotides. RefSeq names its product CD200 molecule gene 6 (gene cd200.6). The record is from RefSeq and is a predicted model, not a curated record. Lineage: Eukaryota; Metazoa; Chordata; Amphibia; Anura; Pipidae. Bases 51 to 932 code for a protein of 293 amino acids. The transcript is spliced from 5 exons. Gene Ontology annotation, molecular function: cell-cell adhesion mediator activity. Gene Ontology annotation, cellular component: membrane.
UCAGGCACGAUACUCCCAGCUGCCAUUAUUCACUGCCGCCCGGUACCGACAUGUACCUACUGGGUCUCUGCCUGCUGGGCUCUCUCAGCUGGACCCGCACAGCUGCCAGCCUAGUCCUCUGCUCGGUGGAUAAGAGAACAGCGCCAGUAGGGGGCAGUGUAACCAUGCAGUGCAAACUCCAUAGCGCUGAACCCGACGUCCUGCAGGUGACCUGGAGCAAACAGUCGGGGGACUUUGCCGGUACCAUCGCCACCUCCAGCCGGAGCUACGGGCAGAGGUUCCUGGGCGCCUAUUCCCACCGGGAGGUCCGACUCGCAGGAGCAACGCAAGAUCUUUCUGCCAUCACCAUCGGGUCGGUGACCCCGGGGGAUCGGGGCUGUUUCCAGUGCAUAUUCAAUGUGUACCCCCAGGGGGCCAGUAUGGGCAGCGUCUGCUUGGAUGUGACGGAAGCCAGGAUCUCAGACCCCCAUCUGGAUGUGAACAGAUCCGAGGAACAUCAUGUUAUCAGCUGCUCAGCGACGGGGACACCUGCCCCCACAAUCUCCUGGAACCUGACGGGGACCCCAGAGCAGAACCCCCAGGACUACAGCAUCACUCACCCCGACCAGACAGUCACCGUCAUCAGCAACUUCACCCACAGCCCCUCGGGGAGGAGGGAACGGAUCAACAUCACUUGUGUUGUACAUCACCCCGCUCUCGCCAGCGACAUUGUCCUCUCCAAGGCCAUCGAGGAUCCACGUGACGACCCUAUUGAAAGGGAAGAUCCGCCCGUUAUGGCAGUGGUUGCAGGUAUAAUUGUUCUGACUGCCAUAAUUAUCUGCCUCUUCUUGGUUAUUGUCUGGCGAAGGAAAAGGCACCAAAAGUACCAGGGCUGUUGGACUGACACUGAAACCUCCCAAGAAACAGAGAAAAUGAAUGAAAUUAUCAAAUAACAUAUCAAAACCUAUCAGGAAGUUACAUCUAUGAUGACUAUAAGCUAUAGCAGGGCUGGGGCCCUAAGGCUGGAUUUCACCCGCUCAGAAACUUCAUUGACUUCUACUUAUGGGAUCAUCCAAUCAGUUCCACCCGGAGUGAGAUCUGAAGGUCCCACUGAAGCCCAGACAGACACUCAGCCCACAGCCGCGCAUCACCCAAGAGAUAAAAGCAGCCUAUUGGGUCUCGGGCAGGAGAGAAGAGGUAAUUGUUGUUGUGCAAAGGAUUCUGCUCCUUUUCCUCAUUAUAUGAACUGGGACAUAGGGAACAUGACGACGGUGACACUGGGGGUUACCCCCAAGUAGCAGAUUUACCUUUGGUAACAAAACCAAUGCAAUCCUGCCUGCAGAUCUGCUUCUCUGUGUUCUGCAGGGUGCCAGGGGCGGGGCUUUCUCUUUUGCACUGAAAACUUCACAGAUAGAGGCCAUUUUAUUUCAGGGAGCCAGUACCCUAUUGUAGGAAGAACUGUGGCAGCUAAAGCCGUACUCGCUAUAAUGGGCAUUGCUUCUGCCUGCAGGCGGGUAGAAGUGUUUGGAAAGCUGUGAAAUGUGUUAGAGCUUUAGGAAUGUGAGAAUAAUAAUAAUAUAACUGUGUUCUGCCUUUUAUAUAAAGUCUAUUGUGUUCCUGCAACAUUAAAGGAACAGUAACAUUAAUGUUUAUACAACAUAAUCCUGGGGCAACAGGGUGGCCUAGUGGGUAGCACUUGUCUUCUGCUAGGAGUUUGUUUCUUCUCCCCAUGUACCCUGAAUUCCCCCCCCCCCAUGUACCCUGA